AUGGCGCAAGAGACAGGCUCUCUAUCCACUACGCCAAUCGAGUCAUCAAACAUAAACAGUGAGCUCGGCCCCUUUCACAAGUCGCCGGAGCAAAAUCCACAUCAAACGCUCGUCGCCGCCAUGUUUAACUUCAUGAAGAAGUCCACGGUCCUCGCCCACGACUCGGGCGGCUGCGAGGAGCGCGACGGCGACAAGGACAGGAGGAAGAAGGAGAAGAAAGAACGGAAGGAGAGGGAGAAGCGGGAGAGGAUAGCCGCUGGACUUGAGGAGCCGCUGCGCUUGGAAGAGGUUCGACGAUCACUCAAAUUACGGGGUAGGCGAAAGGAGAAGGAGAAAUUGCCCUCCGGCAUCACAGCCGAUUACACUGCAUCGCUGUUCGCCCACCUCGAGCAUGACUCGAACUACUCCAGCUAUCAGGUCAUUUCGACAUCGGGCUCUAAUUCUAACCUCAGCGACGAGAAUAACCACCUCUCGCCCGGAUAUCCGACACCGCAUAACAACUGGAACAAGAAAGAGGCUGUCCUACAAUCCGACAGUUCGGAGACGUCGCUGAACUCGCUGAACAAUCCGAACAACGCAAACAGCAGUCCGCGGAAGGCGCAGAAUCUACCUCCGAUACCGCCGCGCCCACCGAAACGUGGCAUCCUUAAAGGGCCCCGUCUUAGCAACACCAGCUCCAACUCCCAAGAGAGCAGCGUGCCCAAUACCGACACAGUCGACUUCGUUAACGGCCAGGACACGAACGUAGUGGCGAGGAAUACGCAACAGAACGAAGUGAUCUCAUACGGCAUCCCACCGUCUAAGAGCACCUCCUCCAGUGACGACAUGCAGCAAAUACAGAACUUCACCAAAAAAGUGAUCCACAGUCCAGUCGAAAGUCAAUAUAAGAACUAUAAGAACAACUCCAACCCCACAAUUACCACUCAGGACGUGGACGAAGUACCAAAGACAAAUGGGAACUGCUACCUCGGCGUGACCUCGACGUCGCCAAGCGCGGAUUCCCUGACGGACACCACCACGAACUCGUCGUUUGCCACCCCGCCGUUCUCCACUUCGCCCGUGGGCGAAUCUCAGGGAUUCCACCGUUGGUCCCGGACGAGCACUUUCGACGACGUGUACUUACCGCUUCCCGCACUAAAGCCUUUGCAGUUGCCUAAACCUAGAACACUAACCAUACAGAGGCAGAAAGCACCGCGCAACGACUUCGGCUUUAGCCUUCGACGUGCUAUGGUCCAAGAGAGAGUAUUCAUCGGUGAUCUGAAAGAACUGAGUGUUCACGAAGAAAACGGUCUCACAAAUGGCGACAGCAAAUGCAACGGCAACGUCAUGAUUAUCUCCAAGCUAACACACAAGGCUGUCAUUCUCGCCGAGCCCGGCUCUUACCCCGGGGCGAGCGAGACGGGUCUGCUUCCUGGUGACAGGCUCAUCGAGGUGAACGGGGUGAAUGUCGAAGGGAAAAGCAGAGAAGAAGUUAUCGACCUGAUCAAGGGGAGCCAGGAUUCCGUUACCAUAAAGGUGCAACCCAUCGCGGAGCUGUCAGAGUUGUCGCGGCGACGGGCCGCCGAUGGUGUGGUGGUGGAAUUGUCCGAUGGUGUGGUGGUGGAAUUGUCCGAUAGCAACGUGAGGGGUGGCACCCUCAGCCGCUCUGGGAGUCGUCGUUUCAACACCACUCAGGUGGACUUUGUGGGCAUCGGAUUUUUUACGCGCGAAUCG
This is a messenger RNA of Iphiclides podalirius (scarce swallowtail), 1713 nucleotides long. NCBI's taxonomy places the organism in Eukaryota, Metazoa, Arthropoda, Insecta, Lepidoptera, Papilionidae. The record is from the annotation of a GenBank genome assembly.